CAGCUAUCGUCGCCAUUUUACAGGAAGUUUCCCGAUUCUUCAUCGCAGUACACGACGUUUGCCUGUUCCCAUUCUAUUUUACAUCGUAAUAGUUAUUCGGGGGAAUGGCACUAAAGAGGAUCAACAAAGAACUGCAAGAUCUUGGACGUGAUCCACCAUCACAGUGCUCUGCUGGGCCGGUUGGAGAUGACUUGUUUCAUUGGCAAGCGACUAUAAUGGGUCCGCCUGAUAGCCCAUACCAAGGUGGAGUGUUUUUCCUUACAAUACAUUUCCCAACAGAUUAUCCUUUUAAACCUCCAAAGGUAUCAUUUACUACAAAAAUAUAUCAUCCUAACAUAAACAGUAAUGGCAGUAUUUGUCUUGAUAUCUUACGAUCCCAGUGGAGUCCAGCACUAACCAUUUCUAAAGUACUUCUGUCAAUUUGUUCUUUGCUUACUGAUCCAAAUCCUGAUGAUCCCUUGGUGCCAGAAAUAGCACGUAUCUAUAAAACAAACAAACCAAAAUAUAAUGAAACAGCAAAAGAAUGGACAAGGAAGUUUGCCCAAUGAUGACUUCAUUGAGACACUGCUGUUGCAUUGUCUGUGGCAAAGUCAUAUUGUUGUGAUGUGCAAUAUAUGUUAUGUCCUACAGUAUUUUCUUUAGAAUUGUUGAAUGAUUUACUAGCUAUUUGUCUUUGUCGUGUAAGGUAUAUACUGUCAGUCAUAUGAUGAAAUAAAUGUAGAGAAUGCCAUAAACAGGAGUUUGCAAGUAUAUAUGUAUAUUUCUAAAUCAAGUUAAUGUUUUGUGUAGCAGAUUCAGAUUUUAAUAAAUUACAUUGUUCUGAAUAAGUGCAGCAACUGUUUUUGUACGUUUUGUGUGUGUGUUACUUGUUUCAUUGUAUAUACAAAUUGUUGUGAGCACUUUCUGCCCAACUUUAAGCAGGUACGUUAACCACAGUUGACUCUAUAUUUGUGCUUUGUUUUCCCAAGAGUUGGAAUUAUAAGUAUUCUCUGUACACCUGUAUUGGUGAGGUCAAAUUACUUCUUGGUAUAUUAUUGUUUUGUAUUACUACUGAAACUCCAGUUUCCACCUGGUCUUAGUUGGCAGUGACAUUGUUUAGGUGUUAGUAAUUUAAUUGCAAACCGCCUCCAGGAAAAACCUUCAACACUUAUCCUAUGGUCGUAGUUUAAGUUACAGCUAAUGAUUUUAAUUAGGGCUUCUGCAACACCUUCAAACUUUGACAUUUGUUGUCUCUUUGUUCCUUUUGGAAGUGGUAAAUAAACAGACAAUUUAGUGAUUGA
Pocillopora verrucosa is the source of this 1280-nucleotide messenger RNA. RefSeq names its product ubiquitin-conjugating enzyme E2-17 kDa. The record is from RefSeq and is a predicted model, not a curated record. Gene Ontology annotation, molecular function: ubiquitin conjugating enzyme activity. Lineage: Eukaryota; Metazoa; Cnidaria; Anthozoa; Scleractinia; Pocilloporidae. Gene Ontology annotation, cellular component: nucleus. Gene Ontology annotation, biological process: protein polyubiquitination.